AUGUCUUGGGUUCCUGAGUGGAAGAGGGUGGAGCCUAAUCCAAGAGAUCUUGGAGCGAGCUGGGAUAACAGGGGUGGUGGUGGCGGAGACUGUGGCUGGAUUAGCCUGUCAGACCAUCUGGGGCCUAGGGCCACAGGAUACCGUGAACCACCACUCUGCUUUUGCUUUACCAACAAUAUGGUUGGUGUUGUAAUUGGUCGUGGUGGAUCAAAAAUAAAAAAUAUACAACAUUUGACAAACACUAAGAUACAGAUCAUAAAGGGGGAUUCUAAAGCAGAGGUAAAAAUUUUUGGCAGCCAUGAUAUGAAAGCAAAGGCCAAAGCAGCCAUAGAGACUCUUGUUAAAAAACAACAACGCUACAAUUCAGAAUCCAAUGCUGAUAAUGCCACAUCACAAUCUCGUGAUGAUAAUGCUGCAUCCCAAUUCCCUGCUGAAAGUAGUUUAAGCACAAAUAACACCAUUGAACGGGCUCAACCACUGUUAGACUGGGAUCGAAUCCGGGCAGAGUCUAUGGAAUGGGAAAAAAGAAAAUGGGCAGAUUUACCACCAAUUAAGAAAGAUUUUUACACAGAAUCCAAAGAAACAAGCUUGAUGUCUGAAACUGAGGUGGAUAACUGGAGAAAGGAAAAUUUCAGCAUAAUAUGUGAUGACUUGAAAAAUGCUGAGAAACGCAUCAUCCCUAAUCCAACUUGUAAAUUUAAAGAUGCAUUCCAGCAAUAUCCUGAACUGCUGAAAAAUAUAGCAAUGGCAGGCUUCCAAAAGCCAACACCAAUUCAAUCACAAGCAUGGCCAAUUAUUCUACAAGGAAUAGAUCUUAUAGGAGUCGCCCAAACUGGAACAGGCAAAACUUUGGCCUAUUUAAUGCCUGGGUUUAUUCAUCUUGUUUUUCAACCAAUACCUAAAGAACAAAGGAAUGGACCUGGCAUGCUAGUCCUUACACCACCUAGAGAAUUAGCUCUUCGGGUGAAUGCUGAAUGUUCAAAGUAUUCACAUGAUGGUCUUAAAAGUGUAUGUAUAUAUGGUGGUGGAAACAGAAAAGAGCAAAUACAAGCCAUUUCAGAAGGUGUAGAUAUCAUUAUUGCAACUCCUGGAAGACUAAAUGAUCUGCAAAUGAAUAAUUUUGUCAACUUGAGAAGUAUAACCUACUUGGUCUUAGAUGAGGCAGACAAAAUGUUGGAUCUAGGGUUUGAACACCAGAUAAUGAAGAUUUUAUUAGAUGUGCGCCCAGAUCGGCAGACAAUUAUGACAAGUGCAACUUGGCCAGACACUGUGUGUCAACUUGCACAUUCCUAUUUGAAAGAGCCUAUGAUUGUUUAUGUUGAUACUCUAGAUCUAGCUGCUGUACAUACAGUAAAGCAAAACAUCAUUGUCACCACAGAAGAAGAAAAACGAGUUCUUAUCCAAGAAUUCCUAGAAAACAUGUCACCCAAAGACAAAGUCAUAGUGUUUGUCAGCAGAAAACUUAUUGCUGAUGACCUAUCAAGUGAUUUAAGCAUCCAAGGCAUACCUGUACAAUUACUGCAUGGUGACAGAGAGCAGAGUGAUCGAGAACAAGCAUUAGAGGACUUCAAAAAUGGAAGAGUGAAGAUACUGAUUGCCACUGAUUUAGCAUCUCGAGGUCUUGAUGUUGAUGACAUCACACAUGUAUAUAAUUAUGAUUUUCCACGGAAUAUUGAAGAAUAUGUACACAGAGUAGGGCGUACUGGAAGAGCAGGGAAGACUGGUAUAUCAGUAACCCUUUUCACUGACAAUGAUUCAAAAACCGCCAGUGAAUUGAUUAAAAUUCUGAAAAGAGCAAGUCAGAGUGUCCCUGAAGACCUUAUAACCAUAGCAGAAGAAUACCAAUUUCGUGAACAAAAAAAGGAUAUAAAAAGAAGAUCAAGAAAAUAUCAAGGAAAAUCCAAGCAGUUUUAUUAA
Sciurus carolinensis (gray squirrel) is the source of this 1917-nucleotide messenger RNA. RefSeq names its product probable ATP-dependent RNA helicase DDX53. Gene Ontology annotation, molecular function: RNA binding; RNA helicase activity; ATP binding. The record is from RefSeq and is a predicted model, not a curated record. Lineage: Eukaryota; Metazoa; Chordata; Mammalia; Rodentia; Sciuridae.